Rhagoletis pomonella (apple maggot) is the source of this 1668-nucleotide messenger RNA. RefSeq lists its product as uncharacterized. Bases 1 to 1668 code for a protein of 555 amino acids. The transcript has a single exon. The record is from RefSeq and is a predicted model, not a curated record. Lineage: Eukaryota; Metazoa; Arthropoda; Insecta; Diptera; Tephritidae.
AUGACACAACCCGAGGCGACGACGCUACAGAAACUCGUCGAUAAUGCAUCCGCUAUACGUGGAUCUCUUCUUUCCAUAGGGUCGGCCGAAGAAAUCAUGAACAACAUAAUGAUACACAUACUGCUUUCGAAGGUCGACGCCCAAACCAAAGCGAAGUACAACGAGCAGCAAGGUUUCGAUAAACUGUCCUCAUGGGAGGAUUGUUGCAACACUCUAAACCGUCGAUGUCAAUAUCUUGAGAGCCAAGGCGAUCAUCAGUCAGAUCAGCGUGGCGCAAAGCCCAAGGUUAAACAGGCAUCAACUUCAAAGACGUUUGUGACCACUAAUGCGAACUGUGUGUAUUGCAACUCACCGUCGCACUAUAUCAGCAGCUGCAAUAAAUUCAAGGAGUUAUCCUUGCAGCAACGAAUCGAUUAUGUACGCAAGGCUGGCAUAUGCUUCAACUGUCUACGAAAGACGCACUGCAUGAAAGAAUGCCAAUCAAAAUCUAGAUGCAAAAUUUGUCAAUCAGUUCAUCACACACUUCUACACAAUUUUACGCAAGGUGCCAAUUUACGAAUGCCCGUUUCUACCGCUCCAUCAAAGGUCCAAGACUCGAAUAAUGCUAUGCCCCAAUCAAGCGCCUUGUUGGUGUCACGCACUAUUAAAAAGGGCAUAAUCCCAACUGCAAUAGUCCAAAUUAGAGACAAAUUUGGUCAACUACACUUAGUUCGCGCAUUAUUAGAUUCAUGUUCUGAAAUUAGUUUCAUUACAGAGGAAACAGCAAAACUGUUGCAGCUUGAAAAGCGUCGCGUACAACAAGAAGUGAGCGGUAUCGCAGGUAUACGCCAAAAGAUUAGUCACAACGUAUUUGCAACGUUAAGGUCUCGCUGCUCAGAGUUUGAGUGGUCUUCUACAUUUUCGGUAAUAAAAAAGAUUUGCGCAAACCAACCUCAAGAAACAAUUGACACCUCAGAAUGGUGCUUACCUCCUGGAAUAACUCUUGCUGAUCCACAAUUUUAUUUAUCUACCAAAGUGGAUAUUUUGAUCAACACUAUGGGAUUUUUUGAGGCAAUGCGAGAAGGUAAAUACAACCUGGGUCCAAAUAUGCCCUGCUUGCUUAACUCUGCGUACGGGUGGAUUGUUGGCGGAAGUAUUGGGAGUGUUGAUAUCAGUAAGGCGCAGCAGUGUAAUGUAGUUCAAGAAGCUAGCAGUCUUGAACAACUUGUUAAAAAAUUUUGGGAAGUUGAAGACUGUAUCACUAAACCAGCAAAAUUUACUGACGAAGAACAAAUGUGCGAAGAACAUUUCGUCAACACAGUAAGAGUGCAGAAGGACGGCCGUCUACAAGUAAGGCUUCCUUUUAAAACAAUGCCAAAUGCUCUUGGCAACUCAUUUGACAACGCGAGCAAACGUUUCAAAAUGCUCGAGAGAAGAUUUGGCCGGGAUGAACAACUCAAGAAUCUAUACUCCGAGUUCAUGAACGAGUAUAUCUCACUGGGUCAUAUGUCACUCGCACAAAAUGUCAACUUAAUGAAACCUCACUUUUACAUACCUCAUCAUUGCAUUUUGCGACCGCAGAGUUUAACAACAAAACUUCGCGUUGUCUUUGACGCCUCUGCGAAAACAACAUCAGGACAGUCAUUAAACGAAUUGCUUAUGGUGGGGCCAACCAUUCAACAAGACUAA